Ceraceosorus guamensis is the source of this 772-nucleotide messenger RNA. RefSeq lists its product as hypothetical. The record is from RefSeq and is a predicted model, not a curated record. The coding region runs from base 153 to 605 and encodes 150 amino acids. The transcript has 2 exons. NCBI's taxonomy places the organism in Eukaryota, Fungi, Basidiomycota, Exobasidiomycetes, Ceraceosorales, Ceraceosoraceae.
CGUCAGUCAGUCAGUGCUGGGUGUAGACUUGCUUGGGAAUCCGGCUCGCAAGUCCGAAUCAAAUUCUACUCUGCUCAAAGGCUGCACAUCAUCCCACGCUUCAGGUCUGUCAAGGCGUGCGUGCGCGCAAAGACGUGUCCCCACUUUGCUACAUGCAGUCGCUCAUUCGUACCUUUGCACCUGCCCGGCCCACACCUCGAUCCGCUGCUCGUGAGACGCAAAACGCUACAUGGGUCUAUAGCGGCGAUUGCAGCUCAGGCACACUCGUGACUCGAGAAUUGGACGAUUGCAUGGAAACGCUGUCACCCGUCAGAUACGAUCGUACGCUACGCCAGGCCACACGACGCGAAAGCUGGAAAGCGCGCAUGCAGGUUCACUUUGAUCAUCGUAUGUGCCGUCGCACCUUGCCAAUCAUCCGCUCGAUCGUCAUCACUAUUGAGUGCACACUCCGGCUAAACGGUUGGCGUAGACAAGUACUUCUUUCGAUUGAUUUGCGACGAUGCAAGGCAAGUGAGGGCAGGGAACCCCUUUGCCCUUCCGUAAUCCUCUUCGGCACGUCUUUAGGAUCAGACAGACUGCGUCCAGCAGACCCAAAGAUCAUUUAAUUUCGAGCCACCCUUUGUGCAUGAAGUCUUCCUCGUCUUCCUCGUCUUGAACCUGCAGGCGAGUCGGGAUGGCAGAAUAGUCUGUUCAGACAGGAACACGGUCACCACACGGCACCUCGUGCCAUCUGUAAUUACUGCAAUCAUUGACUCUGACUGGCCGCACGCGC